AUGAUGAAUGAUAGAGGUUCAAUUAUUGCUCCGAUGCGAAGUGCCCAGACACGCCCUAAUGGAUCUCCUAAAAAGGAGCAGCCGAAUGCUCCAAAUGUUGCGCCAGCACUGAAUGCUGCCACGAUUCCACCUGUUGAGGAUGAAGACGGAUUGUUAAAGUACUCCAAUAAUCGGGGUUAA
Molecule: messenger RNA, 180 nt
Organism: Penicillium longicatenatum
Lineage: Eukaryota; Fungi; Ascomycota; Eurotiomycetes; Eurotiales; Aspergillaceae
Exons: 2
Coding region: 1-180 (59 amino acids)
Source: RefSeq, a predicted model, not a curated record